AUGGCAGCCACCUACAUGCCACGGCUACACCAUAUCAAGGGCAUUUCGUUCGCUUCGAGAAGAGCUUAUUUACCGCAAAUCCCUCGAGCCACUCCAUGCUUCAGCAAACGAUUCGCGUCCACUGAAGCGGAACCAAUCGCUACAAUAACAAAGAAAAAUAAGAAAUCGCCAGUCCGAAAAUUCAUAUUCCGCACUUCGCUGGCUGUCGUUUUACUUGGUGGAUAUCUUUAUUUCACCGAUACUCGAGCUAGCGCGCACAGAUAUAUCGCCGUACCACUUGUGCGUUGGUUGUAUCCGGAUGCGGAGGACGCUCAUCACGCUGGUGUUGCGGCGUUGAAGGAGUUAUACAAACUUGGUCUACAUCCGCGCGAGCGCAGCUCUCCGGAUCUAGAUGGAGAAUUAGGGACGGAGGUCUUCGGCUACACCCUUUCCAAUCCCAUUGGAAUCUCAGGCGGAUUAGACAAACAUGCCGAAAUCCCUGACCCGCUCUUUGCCCUCGGUGCAGCUGUUGUUGAAGUCGGAGGCACCACUCCAUUGCCUCAAGAUGGCAAUCCCAAACCACGAGUAUUCAGGGUAGUUUCGCAAUCAGGAAUGAUUAACCGAUAUGGUCUCAACUCCAAGGGUGCCGAUCACAUGGCCAAGGUCCUGAAACAGCGUGUUCGAGAAUUCGCAUAUGCCUGCGGAUUUGGUUAUAGUGAUGUCGGGGAAGAGCGCGUGUUGAACGGCGAGGCUGGCGUGCCGCCGGGAAGUUUGAAUGAGGGCAAAUUGCUUGCCGUUCAGGUCGCAAAGAAUAAACUUACACCGGAAUCGGAUAUUGCUGCUGUCACGGGAGACUAUGUAUAUUGCGUCGAUCGACUUGCGAAGUACGCAGACAUUGUGGUCGUGAACGUGUCGAGUCCCAACACUCCAGGUCUACGGGGACUGCAAGCAGCAGGACCCCUGACCGAAAUCCUCAAGGGCGUCGUAGGCGCCGCAAAACGUAUUGACCGCAAGACCAAGCCCUUCGUCAUGGUCAAAGUCAGCCCCGACGAAGACUCCGAAGAACAAGUCGAUGGUAUCUGCCACGCGGUCCGAGAAUCCGGCGUCGACGGCGUCAUCGUCGGCAACACGACAAACCGACGGCCUGGCCCGCUACCUAACGGAUAUGCUCUAUCGUCUAAAGAAAAACAAACUCUGACCGAGACGGGCGGCUAUUCUGGUCCGCAGUUGUUUGAGCGCACGGUAGCGUUGGUGUCCCGUUAUAAGCAGAAAUUAAGUGACGCGGAGUCGCCAAAGACGAUAUUUGCGUCGGGUGGUAUUACGAAUGGGCAGCAAGCACAGCAGGUUCUUGAUGCGGGUGCGUCGGUUGCGAUGAUGUAUACUGCUAUCACGUAUGGUGGAACAGGCACCGUCACACGUGUGAAGAAUGAGCUUCGAGAGCUGAAGAAGACAUAG
This is a messenger RNA of Talaromyces amestolkiae, 1434 nucleotides long. RefSeq lists its product as uncharacterized. NCBI's taxonomy places the organism in Eukaryota, Fungi, Ascomycota, Eurotiomycetes, Eurotiales, Trichocomaceae. The transcript is spliced from 2 exons. Gene Ontology annotation, molecular function: dihydroorotate dehydrogenase activity. Gene Ontology annotation, biological process: pyrimidine ribonucleotide biosynthetic process; 'de novo' pyrimidine nucleobase biosynthetic process. The record is from RefSeq and is a predicted model, not a curated record. Gene Ontology annotation, cellular component: mitochondrial inner membrane; cytoplasm. Bases 1 to 1434 code for a protein of 477 amino acids.